Molecule: messenger RNA, 984 nt
Organism: Antechinus flavipes (yellow-footed antechinus)
Lineage: Eukaryota; Metazoa; Chordata; Mammalia; Dasyuromorphia; Dasyuridae
Product: nicotinamide riboside kinase 2-like
Exons: 1
Coding region: 41-643 (200 amino acids)
Cellular component (GO): cytoplasm
Source: RefSeq, a predicted model, not a curated record
CGUCUCCACCACUACUCCCCACCCACAGAGGGAACAGAAGAUGAAGUACAUCAUUGGCAUUGGAGGCAUGACCAACGGAGGAAAAACUACACUGACCAAUAGACUCAGCAAAACCUUACCAAACUGCUGUGUGAUCCACCAGGAUGACUUUUACAGGCCACAAGAUCAAAUAGAAGUCGGGGAAGACGGCUUUAAGCAAUGGGACGUGCUGGAAUCUUUGGACAUGGAGGCCAUGUUGAACACCGUCCUGGAAUGGCUAAACAACCCCAUGAAGUUUGCCCACACCCAUGGGAUCAACAUCCAACAGAACUCCCAGGAAUCCAACUCCGAUGAUACCCACAUCCUCAUCCUGGAAGGCUUCUUGAUCUAUAGUUACAAGCCCUUGCUGGAUUUGUACAGUCGCCGUUACUUUUUGGCUGUUCCAUAUGAGGAAUGCAAGAGAAGAAGAAGUACCCGCAACUAUAAAGUUCCUGACCCUCCGGGUCUCUUUGAUGGCCAUAUUUGGCCCAUGUACCAGAAAUACAGGCAGGAGAUGGACAACAAUGGUGUGGAUGUAGUGCAUAUCGAUGGACUGAAAUCCAGAGAUGAGCUUUACCGUCAAGUCCUGGAAGACAUCCAGAAUACACUCUUAAAUCGCUCCUAGCUUCUGGGAAGAGAGUGAGAAAGGGAGUGGGACCUGCCCCUAACGGAUUUAGCAGAUCUCCAUCAUGCCAAAGGAACAAUACACUGAACCAAGUCCAUAGACUCUACGGGGCCCAGAGACAGGCGCCCUCAGCUCCUGGGGAGGUCAAACAAUAGUAGAAAGAAGAAACAGGGACAUUAAGACACUCCUCCAAAAACAAAAGAAAGGGGGAGCCAUGGGUAACCCUAGAGAACUUCUAAAUUUAGUUCUCUAUACCAUUAAUUUUUUAAUCUUUGAUAAAGAUGCACUGGCUCCAGCAGACAGGUUUUAUAACCCACCAGAAGAGCAGUGUCCAGUGCGAG